GUUAUUUGCGCCGUUUAAAUUCUCAAACGACGUCGUUUGGCACUAAUUCCUCCCUCACCCUCGUAAGGCAUCAACCAGUUGAUUUUUGCCAAAGGGAAAGGGUACAGGAUUUUCCCGCGCUUUUCAAUCAAUGGCUCCCAAAUCCGAUAGUGUCGAAGGAAUUGUGCUCAACUUCGUAAAUGAGCAAAACAGACCACUGAAUUCUCAAAAUGUGGCUGAUUCACUGCAAAAGUUCAACCUCAAAAAGUCUUCUGUUCAGAAGGCACUGGAUGCUCUUGCUGAUAGUGGACGGAUUUCAUUCAAGGAGUAUGGUAAGCAGAAGAUAUACCUUGCUCGGCAGGAUCAAUUUGACAUCCCAAACAGUGAGGAACUUAGCCGGAUGAAGGAAGAAAAUGCCAAACUACAACAACAGCUGGAAGAACAAAAGAGAGCAAUUAGUGAGGUUGAGGGAGAAAUUAAAACUCUGCAGUCAAAUUUAACUCUGGAACAGAUACGUGCCAAAGAAGCAAAACUAAAAAUGGAGGUUGAGGAAAUGGAGGACAAAUUGAAUAACUUGCGCGGAGGAGUUACUCUUGUGAAAUUUGAAGACAGAAAGGUGGUUGAGGAAAUGUAUUCUGAUAGAAUAAAUCAAUGGAGAAGGCGUAAAAGGAUCUUCAAAGAUCUAUGGGAUGCUAUAACAGAGAACUUGCCAAAGGAUCUCAAAGAAUUUAAGGAGGAACUUGCAAUUGAAUAUGAUGAAGAUGUUGGUGUAAGUUUUCAGUUACUUUGUGAUCUCAUGCAGCACAGAAAGAAGCGAGCUAGAUGCCAAUGACCCUUUAGAAGUGUCUCAUACUCGUUCAGGAUUCAGGCAUAUAUGUUCCUUUGUAUUUUCCUAAAAGAUAAGUCUGUCACAAAGAGUAGUAGAUUCUGCAUGCUUUUGAGGUUUAUAACUGUAUGGAUGUUAUAUGUUGAAACAUAUGUUUUAUAAAUGAUGGAUGAUAUGACAGCCAUGACAGCCACUUCAAAA
Vitis riparia (riverbank grape) is the source of this 1006-nucleotide messenger RNA. Its product is annotated as homologous-pairing protein 2 homolog. Gene Ontology annotation, biological process: meiotic joint molecule formation; meiotic strand invasion involved in reciprocal meiotic recombination; homologous chromosome pairing at meiosis. The coding region runs from base 131 to 811 and encodes 226 amino acids. The transcript is spliced from 6 exons. Gene Ontology annotation, molecular function: recombinase activator activity; double-stranded DNA binding. Lineage: Eukaryota; Viridiplantae; Streptophyta; Magnoliopsida; Vitales; Vitaceae. The record is from RefSeq and is a predicted model, not a curated record. Gene Ontology annotation, cellular component: DNA recombinase auxiliary factor complex; condensed nuclear chromosome.